Molecule: messenger RNA, 2852 nt
Organism: Pteropus alecto (black flying fox)
Lineage: Eukaryota; Metazoa; Chordata; Mammalia; Chiroptera; Pteropodidae
Gene: FDXACB1
Product: ferredoxin-fold anticodon binding domain containing 1
Exons: 5
Coding region: 126-2039 (637 amino acids)
Biological process (GO): rRNA base methylation
Cellular component (GO): cytoplasm
Molecular function (GO): rRNA (uridine-N3-)-methyltransferase activity
Source: RefSeq, a predicted model, not a curated record
GUUAUUUUCCUCCAAGGACGUCGCUGUACUAGUUUGUCAAGGCAACCGGGCGCUGUGGGUGCGUCAUCGACCAGCGACGAGUGAAGAGGGACGGCACGAGACCCGCGAAGGACGUGACGCAAUAAAUGAGCGCCUCUGAGAACGCGAGUGGGGAGCAAGUUGAGACCAUGGCCUCUCGGCGCCUCCUGUUGGUUGGGGAGGGGAAUUUCUCCUUCGCCGCCGCUCUGAGCGAGACCCUGGACGCGAGCACUAGUCUAACCGCCACCUGCCUCCAGCGCCGGGCGGAUUUAGCCCAGGACCCAGUGGCCCAGAAGAAUCUGCAGCGCCUGCGCGAGCGAGGUACCAGGAUACAUUUUGGUGUGGACUGCACCCAGCUGGCAGAUGCCUUUGACCUGCACGACAGGGAGUUUGAUCGAAUUUGUUUUAACUUUCCGCACUGUGGACGCAAAACUGGAGUAGCUAGGAACAGGGAACUGCUUGCUAAAUUUUUCCAGAGCUGUGCAGAUGUUCUUACAGAUGAAGGAGAAGUCCAUGUGGCAUUGUGUAGAGGACAAGGUGGGACUCCUGCUGAUAAUCCCACAAGAGAAUGGCACAACAGUUGGCAAGUGGUUGCCAUGGCAGCUCUGGGGGGAUUCAUUUUAAGUGACGUGCACCCCUUCAGCUGCGAGGCUAUGCCAGGGUACAAGUGCACUGGAUAUAGGAGUCAAGAUAAAUCCUUUCAUGUAGAAGGUGCUUUGAACCAUAUCUUCACCCGGAGCUUACCCUUUGAAGGUUCGCAACCGAGAACCUUUAGGAUCAGAUUGGGUGACCAGUGGUUUUCCUUUCCAGAACCAGAAGCACUUGCAGGAAAGUUAAACAGGGGUUUUCUAGAAGCAUCUUCAUGUCAUCCUAUCAAAACCAUAAAUGAGAAACUGAUUGCUGAAUUGGGCAAAGCUUUCCCUCUAAUAAGGCUGAAGUGUUCCUUCCCUUUGCUGCCACAGGGAGGCACCAAUGUUCUCACUUCCUGGAAUUGUGACAUUCUAUCAGACGCCUUUUGGAUUAAACUCCUUGAGGAUAACUCAAAUUCUGAGUCCUUGACUGGUGGGACAACACAAGAAAUGGAGGACUUUCUAGUGUCACUUUCAGAAUUUAGCCUUCCCAAGAACCUUGAAAGAAAUGGUAAGGAAGAAGCUCAUGAAGGAAUCUAUGGCCAAGCCAAGGUCUGUCUUAGACCUUCUCUCCUAGUUCAUGCUCAGGCUGUCAUCGAAAGACCAGACUUCCUCCCGGGUUCUCUGCACAUCCUCAGUGGACCUGUCUUUCGGAAGUGCCUUGUCUUGCCUUUCACAAUGCCAGUAUUUCAUGAAACUUUAUUUAUCCUUGGAUUUAAUCAAAAUUUGAAGGAUGGCUGUCUUCAGUCACUACUGGACCAACUGAAGGGCAUUCUAGAUAGCCUUCUGACCAAGACAUUUCUGGAGGGGUCUAAACUGAGCAGUUCAGUGGAAUGUGUCUUUCAACCAAAUGGGAAAGAUUAUAUGAUUAAUGUGAAGUCUCAUAAUUUUGGCCCAGAUUGUGCCAAGGAUCUGACUAUUGGGUCUGUCACAUCUACUACAAGCAUUAUACACAAAAACCAGUGUUUUGUGUUUGUAUGUAUGAACUUGGACCUAUUAGCCAUGCUUGUCUGGGGUAUCUCUGACUGGAGGAUAUUAUGGACCUUUGAUAACCGUUUCUUGAAGAAUUUUGUCCCUGGGAAAAUAGAACCCUUUAAAAGCUAUUGUAUAUAUCCUCCAUGCUAUGUGCAUGAUAUUAGUUUUUGGUUAGAUGAGAAAAAAGGAUUCGAUGAGCUAGAGUUUCACACUGUGGCCCGAGCAGUGUCCCAGGACACUGUCAUAUCCAUACAAUCCCUUAGUCGUUUUCAGCAUCCUAAGACCAAACAAGUCAGUCUCUGUUAUAGAUUGACCUACCAGACCUGUGACAAGGCCCUUACCCAGCAGCAGGUAGCAUCAAUGCAGUUCCAGUUCAGGAAAGAGAUUCAACAACGACUACAUGUGACACCUCGGUAGUUUAGUAAAUUCAUUUCUACAGUGUGAUUCUCAUGAGUGUGAGAUGAAGAAGACCAAUUUGUACCUGGGAGACCUUUCUGGACUGUUUUUUUUUUUAUUGGUAAAAUCUUACCUUGUCACUGUAGCCACCAUUGGUGACUCUAAAGAUACCUGCGACUCAUCACUUACAGACUAUAAUGUGACCCUCAGAGUUGUGCAGUAUUUUGAUCCUGAGUAAUGAGGAGAAAAACAAACAAACAUAAAACAAAACAUCGUCUUAUACUUUAGAUGCUCUAUUGCUGAAGAGGCAGGAGAACUUAAAUAUCUCGUCAAAUAUAUAUUAAAAUAUAUUUUCCACACUGUCAAUGCCUUUUCCUUUAGCUCUAUAAUAUCAUCUCACUAAAUCAAUUUAUGAGAGUGGUUUUUAGAGUCAGGCCAACAUUUAUUAGCUUGGGUAAGUCACAAGUGCUCCAUAAUUAGUUUUGGUAUCAUUUUUAUUUUGUGGUUGACUACUGUUAAAGUCACAGAACUAAUGAGUGUCAGAUUUAGAGUUUCUACUUUCCUCUAACUCUACAACCAUGUUCUUCCUGCCACUUUGUUACCUUACUUCUCCUUCUCUAGUCGUCUUCAACAGUAAUCUCUCAACUGUGAUUUACUCAAAGUUUGUCCCCCUAGAUUUUAGGGGCUUCUGCUGUAAGCAUCUCUAAGGGAAACUGUGAGAUUGGCUCUGCCCAGGACUCUGAAGAAUGGGGUACUCUAAUGUGAAUUAGUGUAUGUUCUUGUUAAUUAAUAGGCUCCACUGAUUGGAAUUAUAUUGUAAACUUGUGAAGGAAA